CCGCAGGACUGGCUGAAGAUUUGUUCCCCGACUAUAAGAGGCACUUCCCCUUCAAUGGGAGUUGACUUUUGACUCGGUGAUCUGACCUCAGUCAGUCCUGAACUGCAAGAUGCCCACUGUGUAGUCUGGUGUCUGUCCAUCCUUGUGUCCUUACUACUUUUUCCAGCUGGACUAUGAAAACUAGAUUCACUCCUGCUCCAGACAGCAGCCAAACUAUCUGUCCAGCUCUAUUCCCCAGGGCGGCAAGAGUAAAAAGAGGAUCUGUUGUAUUGUUUAAUCCUUAUUUCCAGACAUCUUUUAAAGAAGUGUACCUGUUGUAUGAGAUUUUGCUCUCAGGUCUGGAAAUUGAAAACAACAAACUGUCUGUCAAAGAUGAGGAGCUGGCUUCUCUAAAGAAAACAGAAAAACUCAAAGCCAUUUUUGAAGAAGUGCUUCCAAGAAAUCUUCAGGAUGUUCAACAGUUGACUUCUGGCCUUUCAUAUCUCAAUGGGACUUUAAACAAAGAUGAUUUUGAAAGACUUAUUCUAACACUAGUCUACACAGUGUACCAGGCAGUUCAUGUCAAAGACCACUGGAAAGAUGCUUGGGCAGAAGCAUUUGUAGAACUCUACAAUGCAAUAAAGCAAGACAUCAUGCUUUAAAAAUGAGAAAUGCUGUAUUUGCACAUUUACACUAAGAAAGUAUACUAGACAUUUCUUAUAUUACCCAAAUAUAAGCAUUUUCUGAAGCUAAUUAGCCAUUUAUAGACUUGUAGGCAUCAGGAACUAUGCACAGACCAAAACUGGGCGAGAUGCCAUAAACUGUAUUAGCCAUAAGGUAACAUUUGAUGUGAAAACAAGUCAAUGGUCUACUGUCAUAUAUGCUGGAUCAUAUAUGUUGGAUGUACAUUAUCCUGAAUUCAUGUUCAUUUAGCUUAUUAACACUUUACUACAACUGCAAUUACAUAAAAUGUUACAAUUUACGUUAUUAUGGUGCUGCAAAGCGAUAACAAUCAUGACAGUAACAAUCAAUGUCUGUGGCUUCCCACUAUCUGCAAGGCCUUUGUAAUCUGAAUUCAUCUGGGGCCCACUCUUCUAUCUCAUUACCUAUGAAAAACGUUUGCUCUGCUGCAUUCACAAGCUAUCUGUGUUUUUGGAGUGCAUUCUCACUUCAGAGGAUUGGUUGGAUUUUUCCUAGAAAUGCAAAUUUAAUAUGUUACUUGCUCAGCAAAAACAUGUGAUUAAAGAUUAACUGUAUUUUUUUUUCAGAAAAUAACAUAAACUGAACAAUACUAAAUUUCUCUUACUUACGCUGCAAAUGCAAUUCAACCACACAAAUGGCUUCCCGGCAAACCUGGUUAUAUUUUUGUAUUUUGAAUGUUCCAUCUGAGAAUUCAGUUGACUUUCUUUUCUCUGAAAUGUCCAACUCAGGCUUCCAACUUCAUAGGGUGAUCACAUAAAAUUUUGACUUGGAAAAUCAUAUUACCUGUCUGUCAACUGCAUGCAAAUGCAGCCCCCAACCUCACCCCUUACAUGUCCAGUGUUUCUGAUUUAACAGAGUGCAGCAUGCUGACCCAUGUCUAGCUUGCCCAUUUUGAUUUUGUUUUAGGUGUCAGCUGCAGCUUCUGAUAAUGGAAUUUGAAGACGGUAUACAGCACUUAUAUUACAUUGCUGUGCAAAUUUUCUUUUGUUCAAAGCAAAUUGCAUUUUAGAGCAUUUACAAUUAUAUAUUUCAUAUCUGCAUUGUUUACAAAUUAUUUUUUAAUACUGGAAUUUAUAGAAUUUUUCAUUAGCUGUUAUCUUACAGUUCUUUGUUGAAAUUUCACUGUUGUUAUUUGUAGUAUUUUUUUUUUUUGCAUUGACAUUCUUUUAAUUCCAAAAGUACUCUUCAUAUCAUUUUUUAUUUUUUUUUGAUUUCUUUAAAAUCUGGUAGGAAGCAACAUACUUCAGCCAUAUGUCUCAAAUUUUGCUACAGCAACAAAAUGUGGCAGGGAAAGAGAAAACAGCAGAAGGCAUUUUAUCAGAUUUCUCUAGCCAUCAAACAAAAGUUUUAAUUAAGUAAAACUAGGGGGGCUCUGCCCCCUGCUCGCUUUGCUCGCCAACCCCCAGGUUUGGUCCUAUGGAAACACAAUUUAAAGUGUU
This is a messenger RNA of Polypterus senegalus (gray bichir), 2120 nucleotides long. RefSeq names its product protein FAM180A. The record is from RefSeq and is a predicted model, not a curated record. The coding region runs from base 174 to 641 and encodes 155 amino acids. The transcript has 4 exons. NCBI's taxonomy places the organism in Eukaryota, Metazoa, Chordata, Cladistia, Polypteriformes, Polypteridae.